AUGGCCUCGCAAACCUUCUUCUGCACCUUCUGCAGUGCAACGUUCAAAAUUCGAAGUAAAUUUAUUAAUGUGCUUGAGCUUGGCCCCCGAGCAAUCUCCAGGCAAAAAGCCGGCUCGCACUUUGAUGAAGCAUUCAAUUAUGAUGGCGUGGCGAGCACCGAAUCCUCGCGGGAGCCCCGCUCCCCCACCCGCCAGGCCCUGCAUCCUUUCAGCGUCUGCUUUCAGAUGUGUGGAAGCACCGAGGGCUGUAUGGUGUUAAAGGCACUUGAGAAACCAAAAAACAUGAUCCUCUCCGUGCUGCCCUGCUUAUCGAAAUGGGAGUGGGCUCUGUUCAGCAUCGUCAACUCCAAUGUGCUCCUGGUGGAACUAACAGGCAGCAGCAUCUUCGACUACAUUCACCCUGGCGAUCACGUUGAGGUGGCGGAGCAGCUGGGUCUGAAACUGCCGAGCAGCCGCGGUCACAGCUCCCAGGCCCCCGCUGAGGACGGGGCAAGUUCGACGUCUUCCUCCUCACUGGCCGAGACCCCCGAGCCAGACUCCGCCAGCCCCAGCCUCCUGUCCGAGGACGCAGCACUCGAACGAACGUUCUUCGUCCGCAUGAAGUCGACGCUGACCAAGCGAGGGGUCCACAUCAAGUCUUCAGGAUACAAGGUCAUUCACGUCACAGGUCGCCUGAGGCCGCGGAUAUCUUUGCCCCACGCCCGCGCCGUCCCCACCAAGUUCAUGGGGAUGGUGGCCCUGGCCCACACACUCCCUCCUUCCACCAUCAACGAGGUGCGCAUCGAGUGCCACAUGUUUGUCUCCAGGGUCAGCCUCGACCUUCAGAUCAUCUACUGUGAGAACAGGAUCUCGGACUACAUGGACUUGUCCACAGCGGACGUGGUGGGGAAGAACUGCUAUCACUUCAUUCACGCUGAGGAUGUGGAAGGGAUCCGACAUAGCCACCUGGACUUGUUGAACAAGGGUCAGGUGGUCACGAAGUAUUACCGUUGGAUGCAGAAGAACGGAGGGUACAUGUGGGUCCAGUCGAGCGCCACCAUCUCGAUCAACGUGAAGAAUGGGAACGAGAAGAACAUCAUCUGGGUGAACCAUGUGCUGAGCAAACCGGAGCUUCGAGACACUCCGAUGGACAUCUCACAGCUCCCGCUCUCGUCCAUCAAAGCUUCCAAGCAGCUGGUGUUGUCAGAUUCGGAGUCCGACUCUCGGGAGCACAUAGGGAGCCACGACCCGAAAGCCUCGGGGAAGGCGAGCAACUUGGAGGCGGGAGUCAGGGCGCGCUCGGAGGCCUGGAAGCGAUCCGACAGCCCGUCCGAGGAGGAGAUGACCUCGGCCAAGGACGACAGCGACUCCAGCCUGUCGGACAGCGAGGGGCCGAGCGGCGGCAGGAGGAGCCUGGUCCUGCCGCGAGUCAAGCGGAUGAAGGUGGAGGGCCAGGCCGAGGCAGGGCCGGGCCGAGAGCUGCGGGGCUCGGGACCCAGUGACGGAGGCACGGGGGCCAGCUCGGAGGAGGAGGAGAGCGGCGGCUUGGCCGCCCGGCACCUGUACCCCAAGCGGAGGAAGAGGCCGAGGGAUGGCUCGGGGCCUCGGGCCAAGGCGCCGGGGGUGGCCGAUCGCGACUCUACCCUCAAGGUCAAGACUGAGGCCACUCCGGCCAUCGGCUACGAGGGCCGCCGCCCGGCCUGGGACUACCCAUCCGAGCGGGAGGCGGCCUACCACCAUCGGGCGGCCAAGGCCCCGCCCGCCGCCUCCGACCACUUCGGCGCAGAUCCCCCCCUCAGCCCGCCCGGCGCUGCCGACAACCCCGGCGGCAGGAAGACACCCUUCGGCCCGUCUCCCCGCGCCUCCGACGCCCGGUCGCCGGCCCCGCCGUCCGCCGACGACAAGGCCGAGGUUCUGGCCCUGGCCCAGGCCCAGGCCCAGCCGCCGCCGCCGCCGCCGCCCUCCAGCCUGUACGCAGCCAGCACCAUCCGCUACGCGCCGGCCGACGUGGCGCUGGCCGUGCCUGGCAACCUGCUGCCCGCCGCCGCCGCCCACGCCCUCAACUUCGUGGAGCUGAACGGCCCGGCCUUCGGCGCCGAGCAGAAGGCGCAGGUGGAGAUGAUCUACCACCACGUCCAGCGCCUCAACAUGGCGGCCAACCCCUUCGGGUCGCCGGCCGCCGCUGCCGGCCUCGCCCAGGUACCGGCUGGCAGCGUCUUCACCACGGCCGAGGCCCUCUUCUCCACCCUGCCCUUCCCCAUGAACGCCGGCACCAUCCACCCCCCGCAGGCCCUGGAGCGCAAGGAAGACUGACCCAGCGCCCAUCGAGAUCCCUCCAGCCAGCCUCCAAGUUGAGACAAUAAGACCUCUGCUCCUCCCCUUCCCAUCUCCUUCAAGUGUUACCCUCAUUUUUUUUUACCUUAUUCCCUCUUCCCUCCCAACCAUAACCCCAGAGGCAACCGCCCGUGUCUCUCUGGUCCAAGUCCACACGGGGAGUGGACGAGCUGGGGCUGGAUGGUAGAGGGAGGUGGACAUUGGAUGGUCCCACCAUCUCGGCGGCUGGUUGUCCACGGGACUGGCCGGCUGUUGGGACGCAGGUGUUGUUAAGGGGAGGGUGGCGGUCGGUGUGCCAGCCCCCCACCCCCAUCUCCACCCCCGCUGCUCGGUUCGUGAGGUCGUUGUCCACUCGGCCCAUCCAAUGAGGCCUGACCCGUCUCCACCUUGACCUUUUCUUGGGCCGGAGCCUCACUGGUACAAUGUCCCGUGGGACCGUUCUGUGUAUAAUGUACAGCCAGUCGGUAAAACUUGUAAAAAAAAGGCAAAUUGAGAGAGAGAAAGAGAAACAUUGCCCUUGCGACAGGUGGCUUUAAAGCCGGAUUAAGUGAUGUUUCCCGCCCCCCGACGGUUUCUCGGACAAAGCAUUCCCUGGUGUGGGGAAUUACCCAAACGCCGUUCGAUGUAUCCUCAUACCGUCUAGUUUCACACUUGCCUGAAGCUUUGGAGAAAGUGAGGUCGAAAUAUCAGAGAGCCCCAGACGGCUUCUUCCAGAGGUUAUCCACUUGAAGCGGGGCGCCACUGCUUCGGAGUGAGUUGUUGGGGGUAAUGCAGGGGAAACAUUACUGUGUAUCUAACCCGCGCUGUCCCGAAUCCUGGAGUGCUUGAUGGGACAGUGUUAGAGGAGUUUUACCCUGUAUCUAACCAGUUUCUUUAUUCCCCCCCCCCCUUCUCUUCGGGACUAUGUAGAAGGAGCAUCACUCUCGCGUCUAAUUGUGCUGAAUAUUCCCUGGUACAUUUGACAGGGGGUAGGGUGAAGGGGGAAAAAAAGGCUUGAUAACCAGACCGUUUUAUUUUGGGUGUGCGCUGUGGCGAAGAGGUUCUGGUCCAUUCCGACGGGAAACAGCAUCAACGCUAAUAUGUGAAAUCUCCGACAUAAAUAGUGGUAAUUCAGAUCGCAGCUAAUCUGUACAGUGACCGUAGGCUUUCAACUUUUCGUUCUGCAAGCCCAAAGUUAUCACCCAAACCACUCCCUGUACGUUUCAGCGACGCAAAUUGCACUCAGCCUUCUUUUCGUUUUGUUCUCCUUUUGGCAAAUUCAACGUGACCUAAGACCAGAUGGUGACUGAGGGCUUCUGCACCUCGCUGUGCGCCGCCUGUGGCAC
Messenger RNA from Hypanus sabinus (Atlantic stingray), 3638 nucleotides. RefSeq names its product neuronal PAS domain-containing protein 3-like. Gene Ontology annotation, molecular function: DNA-binding transcription factor activity, RNA polymerase II-specific; protein binding; RNA polymerase II transcription regulatory region sequence-specific DNA binding. The transcript is spliced from 10 exons. Gene Ontology annotation, biological process: regulation of transcription by RNA polymerase II. Lineage: Eukaryota; Metazoa; Chordata; Chondrichthyes; Myliobatiformes; Dasyatidae. The record is from RefSeq and is a predicted model, not a curated record. The coding region runs from base 1 to 2292 and encodes 763 amino acids.